AUGGCGGUUGAAGGCGGGAAAAUUUCGAAGUACCGUUCUGUUCUGGAAAGAUAUUACAAAAAGUUUUAUAAAAUAAGUAAGUAUACAACCAACGUUUAUUAAAUGUCUUAAUGCCAAAGUUAGUAAUAAACAAAGUUAAAAACUUGUCUUGCAAAAUUUGUGCUAUGUGUAAAUAUUUAGAAUAAUGUCAUUGAAUUAAAUAAUUUGUUUUAAUUGUGAUUUAUUGGUUGUUCAGAUAUAAAUGAUGUCCCAUUUGCGGAUCAAUGUGUACUACAACAUUCAAACAAGUAUGUAAUUUGGUAGCUUAUAAAUAGUUAUCUAAAAAUAUAAUUAAUAUUUACCUCCCUAAGACUGAAAAUGUAUGGGUUUGAGAACCUCGCAGGCAUUCAUUGGGGGUGAUCUCCAUGAGUAUAACUGUAACCCUUGCAAUGAAUGCCUGUGAGUUAUUCAAAAUGAAAAUGUAUUGCUUGGAACUAUCAAAACAAGUUGACCAUUGUGAUACCAACAUAGCUACUGUGACAUAACGUUAUCAGAUGAUCAUGUAAUUCAAACCUCUAUGUUGGUUUUGCUAGGAUUUGUGUGGUGACAGUAGCUCCAAGACAUCCUAUACUGAGCAAAGGUGAAGUGGUCAAAGUUGAUUUUCAAGUGAGCAAAAAAGUGAAUCGUUUAGACAAUAAAGUGAGUGGGAAAGGCAAGAGAGGAGCACAGCACUUGCUACCAUCCUCACCACUCUGUGACGUCACUUGUUCCACUGGAGAGAAAUAUACUUUAUACAGGUAUGAUUUAUUUCCAGACUUUCCCAGUGCAAGGCUAGAGAUUAAUGUCUUGAUGACAUCAAUUUUAGAUAGCAGAUGUUGAAACCUUGGUAUCCUAUUUCAUACCAGGAAAAAUUAUAAUAUCAAACCCUAUGCAAUUUAUGCCAUAAACCCAACUCUAGUUCCAAUAAAUCCUACCAGUAAUUAAUCCUAAUUUAAUCCUAAUAUUGUUAAUCCCAACCUAAUUGUGUCCCCUAAUCCUAGCCAUUCUCGUGUUUAGCUGUAUCAAGGGAAAACUUGUUGAAGUAAAUCAAUUCUUGGAAACAAAUCCUGGACUGCUUAACAAAAAGGUCAAAUAAUAAUAUAUUUCCAAAAAUUGAAGUAUGUAUGGUAGCACAUUGUUGGUCCUUUUACUAGGCUAAGCUUUCUUUCUCCCUGAAUUAUAUCUCUCUGUUUAUGCCUUGAAUAAACCUACCCCCCCCCCCUGGGAGUCUGCCUUGCAUAAAAAUUCUUCCCCCUGGGAGCCAUACACAACCUCGCUGUGGCAUGUUGUCUUCCCUUCUUGAACUUCUCUUUGUCAACCUUGUAUCUUUCUCUCCCUCUUUGCUCCUGUCAGUCCUGUCUUAUCCCCCCCCCUGACAGCCCAUGAAACUGGACUCCACACAAAGCAGGGCUUUCAAAAUAACCCGGCAGCCGCCAGAGAUCUGGCGGGUGGCGCAAGGUUUACCGCCGGUUACUUUGUUUAGUACUUGAAACAUCAAUUCUGCUCUCCUUUAUCCAUACUAAGCUUUCAAACAAAGUUAUUUUCCUCAACUUGGUCUAUACUUUAUAGCCUGGUUAUUUUCGAAAACAACAUACUAUUUCGUAAAACUGAUUUAGUUAUUUGCCAUCUUAUUGUCGAUUUUGUGUCACUUUUCAACGCGCGGUUCCCAAGUUCGUUGGAAACGUGCCAAUUACGUUUCCAAGUUCAAAAAUGGGGCGUGAACUUUGCAACAAAAAUCGCAAGUACGUUUCAAUGUUUGAACUAUUGUAAACAAAUGUUCAUAGUUCAAGUUGAAAUUAACAAUUCAAAGAAAAGUUCUUGGUCGAGUGGUCUACCAAGGUUUGUAUUUCAUUGAGUUGGCUAUUAUUGAGUAUGAACAUUUGUUCACAAACAAAGUUCAAACAUUUGUAGAAAAUUUAGCGCCCAAUUUCCGAACUUGGAAACGUAAUUGGCAAGUUGGCAACGAACUUGGGAACCGCGCGUUGAAAAGUGACUUGAAAUUGACAAUAAAUCUUGUUGAAGAAUGGAAGUAGUGAUACAUCAUUAUUUGUGUUGUAUUGCUAUCUAAUCAAUGUACCUAAUUAAUUUGGACCUAACUAGACUGUCCCCUCCAUACAGCCGCCUACUUUAUCAAAACAGACACCUACUCUGAAUAAUUCUGAAAGCCCUGACAAAGGACUAAUAUAUGUUUUGACCAGCAUUUUGUGAUGAGUGUAAAAUUUCCUCUUGCAGCCAAUGACAGACGGAUAUAUUGCAGUGGUGUUACCCAAACUUCACGAAGUUGAUGAAGCAUUAUCAGAAUUAAUGACUGAGGCAGAUUAUGAAGUUUUACUGAAGCAGUAUAAAAUAUCUGGUAUGGGAGAUGAUGAGAGUACUGGUAAAAAUGAUGAAACACAAGGUACCAUGUCUCCUGGUGGUAAUGUGUAG
Molecule: messenger RNA, 2445 nt
Organism: Paramuricea clavata
Lineage: Eukaryota; Metazoa; Cnidaria; Anthozoa; Malacalcyonacea; Plexauridae
Source: the annotation of a GenBank genome assembly